Molecule: messenger RNA, 1545 nt
Organism: Chironomus riparius
Lineage: Eukaryota; Metazoa; Arthropoda; Insecta; Diptera; Chironomidae
Source: the annotation of a GenBank genome assembly
AUGAAGUCAUCGUCAUUUCGACUGCCAAGACAAGCUUCCAUUUACAUUAAAAUAUUUGUUUUACUUCUUUUGAUGGUCGUUGUGCUGAACAGUUUUGCAGAUUUUGCAGAAAUUUGGCAGAAAAUUUGUGAUGUGAAUAAAAAAAUCAGAAAUGUUCAAUAUUUGAAUCAAAAGCUUUUUGGAAUGGACAACUUAACUUUGGACACUGAAAUAAUUGAGGAAUCGAACAUUAUGAUUGAACAAGUGCGUGCAAAGUUCCUUGAUCUUGAUGAUGGAAUCACUGAUGAGACUCGGCAGAUUAUGAAGGAACUUAACAUCACAAAUGCUGGUGAAAAUGGUGAUCCAGUCUCGAUAGAUGCUAAAAAUAUUGAUUACAUCCUCAAACGUGAUAAGAUGUUGCGUGAUAUUUAUGGAUACAAUGGAUUAGCAUCCAGUAUGGUCAGCCUUAAUCGAGCAUUGCCUGACAAUCGAAGUGAAUAUUGCAAGACCAAAAAGUAUCCGAAAAAUCUUCCAAAAGCUUCUGUUGUGAUUCCUUUUCAUGAUGAUGACUGGAUGUUGCUGAUGCGGACUGUCCAUUCGGUUCUGCUAAGGACUCCUGAUCAUCUGCUUGAAGAGAUUCUUCUUGUUUUUGAUUAUUCAGAUAGAGAAUAUUAUCAGCAACAACUCAAUGAAUACAUCAAAAAGUAUCCAAAAAUUCGACUAAUCAGGUCACAUAGAAGGCAAGGAAUCAUCCCAACUAGGAUCAUGGGCGGGAUGAAUGCAAUUGGACCUGUAAUCGUGUAUUUAGACUCACAUGUGGAGGUGGGUCCUGGAUGGAUUGAACCGAUGCUUGCGAGAUUAGAUGAAGAUCCAAAAGUACUAGCUUGGGCUAAGAUUUCAAGCAUUGAUGCUAAUACAAUGAAAGUUUCCCUUGACGACAGCCCCGGUGGACUCGGAACCUUCAGUUGGGAUCUAGUAUUCAAAUGGUUGGACAUCAGCUCAUACGAAGGUAACAGACCGACUGGAAAGUAUGACCCGAAACCAACACCAACAAUAAUUGGACCUUGCUAUGCUAUAAGGAAGGAUUUUUACCACAAAAUUGGCUAUUUGGAUCCAGACUUCGACAUUUGGGGUGGUGAAGAUGUAGAACUGGCAUUCAGAACUUGGAUGUGCGGCGGUCGAGUCGAAAUGAUUCCAUGCGCAGUUGUAGCUCACAUGUUCAAAUGGCACACCUACGAAACCAAAGUAAAAAGCCAAAACAGCGUCCUUUACAACAACGACAGAAUAGCUGAAAUAUGGCUUGAUGAUGAGUACAAGAAGUAUUACUAUAGAUCCGUUGGAGAAACAAAGAACAGAGACUAUGGAAAUAUUACAGAUAGAUUGGAGCUCAAGAAGAAGCUUGGCUGCAAGUCCUUCAAAUGGUUUCACGAAAAUGUCCAUCCGAACUUAAUUAUUCCUUCAUAUCUGUCUGAUGAGACAUGGAAGAAGAAAGAAGAAACCGAAAAGAAACUCAAUGACAUGAGAGAAAAAGCAAAAAAAGAAAAAGAAGAACUUAAGAAAAAAUAG